CACCCCUAACUUCAGAUGGAGCUGAUCCAAUCAGAAUUCAUGUUCUUACCUUCUCAGUUGGAGCAGAUGCUGGAGAACACAGCAGUACGGGCCCUGAAGCAGUUAGUUCUGCUGCAUCGUGAGGACGGGCCAGGUCCGUCGAGAACCGUUGAAUGGCUGAACAUGCGAAGCUGGUGUUCUGGACACCUUCACCUGAAGUGCCCUCGUAGAAUUUUCUCACGAAGAAGCCCCUCCAAACUGCGAGAGGUAUAUGAAAAGGUUUUCGAGAAGACUGCAGACACACACAGUGAUUUCUCACGGCUGGCUCGAGUACUCACAGGAAACAGCAUAGCCCUAGUGCUGGGCGGAGGCGGAGCCAGGGGCUGCUCUCAUGUUGGUGUAAUCAAAGCCAUGGAGGAAGCAGGAAUUCCCAUCGACAUAGUGGGAGGAACUUCCAUUGGCUCAUUCAUUGGUGCGCUGUAUGCAGAGGAGAGAAGUGCUGUUAGGGUCAAGCAGAGGGCAAGAGAGUGGUCCAAGGCAAUGAACUCUGUAUUCAAAACAGUUCUGGAUCUUACUUAUCCAAUCACAUCCAUGUUUUCUGGCUCUGCCUUCAACACCAGCAUCUCUAAAGUCUUUGAGGACAAACAAAUCGAGGACUUGUGGCUGCCAUACUUUAACGUGACCACAGACAUCACAGCUUCUUCUAUGCGUGUUCAUAAAGAUGGCUGUGUUUGGCGCUAUGUUAGAGCCAGUGCCUCCUAUACCCCUUAUCUGCCUCCUCUCUGCGACCCCAAGGACGGCCACCUCCUCGUGGAUGGUUGCUAUGUUAACAAUGUCCCAGCGGACAUAGCUCGUAAUAUGGGCACAAAAACAGUCAUCGCCAUCGAUGUGGGUAGCCAGGAUGAGACUGAUCUCUGUAACUACGGUGACAGUCUUUCUGGCUGGUGGCUGCUAUGGAAACGUAUCAACCCGUGGGCAGAGAAAGUGAAGGUGCCUGACAUGGCUGAAAUCCAGUCCCGUUUGGCCUAUGUAUCUUGUGUACGACAGCUGGAACUUGUCAAGAAGAGCGCAUACUGCGAGUACAUUCGGCCACCCAUCGACCGCUUUAAGACCAUGGACUUUGGGAAAUUUGAUGAAAUCUAUGAUGUGGGUUAUCAAUAUGGUAAACUAUUGUUUACUGAGUGGGCUCGUGGGGACAUUAUAGAAAAUCUGCUGAAAGACCAUCGCUCAGCGGACUACAAUGACAGCAAGAAGACUGAUUCGUGCACGUGUCCUAGUGCAGACUUCACUGAUCUAGCUGAGAUUGUGUCCAGGAUUGAGCCGGUGCAGAGCUACUUAGCAGCUGAUGCAGAGGAGUCUGACUAUGCGACGGAGUAUGAGGAGGACGGGAUGGACACAGUGAGAGAGGAGGAGGGUGAGGAAGAGGAAGAGGAGGAGACCGAAGACCCUGAGGACCAGUCUCCUGGAGAAUGGGGACCAAAUGGGAUCUUCACAUCAGAUGAAGAGAAGACCGUCCGUCAGAGGAAGAACAUCACCAGGGACCCCAACUUGGACUUCUCUGGAGUGUCAGAUUGCUGAAAAGGGAGUAAUGCAGGGUCAAAGGGCACUGGAAAGAGAAGCAGAGUCCCAUCAUGGACUCAUGAGUAUAAAGACAAAUACAGAAGAAAAGACUUCUGAAUUAAUAAGAUUGUUGGAAAGUCACCAAAGAUAUUGUGAUUAAGACCCUGUUAACACUACAUUACCCACGACUUGUCACCAAAACUGUGACUUUUCUUUUUUUGCUCAAGACUUUACAAAAACAGGGUCCAAAGACUACAGGGACCCACCAAGGCAGAGGAACAACUCCUUUUGAGAUGUUUUGGGUGUUUCAUGGGAAAAUAUGUCUACAGUAGCGGCCAGUUUACCACUAUCCUUCAGUUCUGGUUUUCCUGUCUGUUUCCAGACGAUACCAGUUCAGUAGAGAUGGUGUGUGGUGUGUCUGGUUUGUGAUCUUAUUUUUUAUUUUAUUUUUUGUGAAAAUGUGUGUGUGUGUGUGUGUGUGUGUACGGCCACAACCUAAACAUGCAUUGGCAACUCCUCUCAUAAGAUGCCUUCUAGACUGAAAAUGGCUUCCCAAGAUGCAUUGAGAAAAGACUGUAUAGGUUUAGAAAGACUUCAAGAGGAAGUGAUGUAAUGGUUAGAUUGUGAUUUGAUGUAAGGUUGCAAUGCUUGCUCCUUAUUAGGAAAAAAUCACUGCAGAUUUUUAGAAACACUGUUCCUGAUAUCUAGGGCCCUAUUUUAACGAUCUGAAACGCAAGUGUCAAAGCGCGAAGCACAAGUAACUUUGUGGGCGCGUCUCGGCGCUGUUGCUAUUUUCCCGGCGGGAUAAAUGGCUCUUGCGCCCGGCGCAAAUCUAAAA
Molecule: messenger RNA, 2377 nt
Organism: Carassius auratus (goldfish)
Lineage: Eukaryota; Metazoa; Chordata; Actinopteri; Cypriniformes; Cyprinidae
Product: neuropathy target esterase-like
Exons: 12
Coding region: 16-1557 (513 amino acids)
Biological process (GO): phosphatidylcholine metabolic process
Cellular component (GO): endoplasmic reticulum
Molecular function (GO): phosphatidylcholine lysophospholipase A1 activity
Source: RefSeq, a predicted model, not a curated record